AAAUCCUAAAAUAUCGAUGCAAGGACAUCUUUGGUACUGCGAUAAUUCUUGAAUUCAAGAAUAGAGUUUUCACUCUGUCGGUGGAGAGGUGAAAAUUAGGAGAGCGAGGUAACGCCCGCAGCGAGCUUUUACUUAAAUUUAGUACGUAGUCGGGGAAACUGGGAAACCUGUAUGGACUUUGGAGAGUCAGAGUGGAAACUGCUGCCGCAAGCUCAAAUUAUAUCGACUGAUUGUAACUCCGAACAACGCACCGUUCUCCAGUCUCCAUUUUCAUACACAUUUUCACAUUUCAAACAACGAUUGUACAUACAUAUAUCUUUUAUUGGUGCAUGUACGUACCCGAGGUACGUUUGUUCAAAAACGCGCAUUUCGUAGAAACUAAUUACAGAGCAAUCCAGUCGAUCAUUGAUAUGCUUCGUUCGAUAUUCCAAUGGGUAGUGUAGGAAGAUAAUUCCGAGAGGCUGCCUGCGUGCAAAUUAUUUUUUUCCCCCAUUUCCUCGUUCUCGCCAUGCUCCCUUCUACGCGCUUUAUUUUUAUACUUCAUCUCAUCGUGCGAAUUUAUCUCCCAACGCGUAUUCCCCAAGAUAAUAUACUUCGGUGUAUAACAUAAGGUUUAGGUCGGGUUUGCUUGCGGGUGAGAUAAGCGACGAAUGGUGGGAUAAUUGAUGGCCCUCCCACAUGUAGCCAUAGGUAUAUAGGACGUAAACUUACGAUCGGACUUGUAGCAAACCGCCACCACAAGUAUCUGGUUGCAGAAUGAUAUUUCCGGUAAAUGAAAUUUCAAAUUCAGAAAGAAUUUUCAGUAAUGCGCGGUGAAGGAGUGACCGACAAAAAAUGCGAUGAUGGAAAAUUGAUUUCUGGACCUGAUUGUAAAUCCUAUUCGUACACGUAUAAGUUUAGUCGAGGCGCGAGAUUAGAUAUUGAUGACUUGCCGCGCUGAAUAUAACAUUACCGUGCGGCGCAACGGUGGUGGCUACGGUAUAGCAAAUUUUGCCAAAGAACUGGGCAACUAAUAGGCAGACAAUGAGGUCCUGGAGCCAACAAUGUGCCAGAACGAGGUAGAAUGAUGUACAAUAGGUACAAUGGUUCACAAUAGAGAAUACAUCGCGGGUGCCUCGCGACGUUGGAACUGCAUGUAUUGCAUCUUCUUCGUGACGAGAAUCAUAUAACUAAGUACAUACGUACGUGUGUAUAAAGCCUCUGCGUACUCGCUCUGAUAUAUACGUAGCCAUAACUUUUAUACGACCACAUCUACAACCCCCACCAGGCUAACAACCAAAUCGGCGAAAUUCAGGUGUUCCGAAAAUCUGACUCACUGACAAUGAGAGAGAAAUCGAGAAUAGAAUAUUUCACGCCCAUUGAAAAAUCCAGGGAAAACUAAAUUCGACGCAGUAUUCGAAGCUCGGUAUUCGGAAUCCAAGUCUCAACGCGGAAAUCAAUUUCUCCUUUGCCAAUGUCACCUAUAGAGGAGUGACACAAUCCACCUCCACGGAUUGAUUCCUUCGCAACGAUGAAAUUUUACGGCUCGUACGAACCGAAAAGGACAAACGAAUGCCGGCCUGUACUAUGCCAUAUGACGUAUAACGUUUCUUCGGUUAUCCGGCUCCUCUUCGCGCGUGAAUUGAACAAAUUACAGAAGAAUGCUCGUUGACACGUGAGUGCGUGGGUGGAGUACAUCGCAUACUACUACAGGACGAGGGAUGUUGUGAAAAGGGGCCUUAUACUUGCGGACUCCCCACAUCUACUAGAUAGCCACUGCUGUGGGACACACAAAGUAAACUGAUGAUAAUUGCAUUGCACUUUGAAGUUGUAAGAAUGGAGAGGGAAUGAAUGACAUAGGGGAGAAGAACUGACCGUGAUGAUCGGAGAGCAUCCCAGUGCGUCCCGAGUCGUCGUUGUUGUGAGUGUAAGGGAAGAUCGUUGCCCGAAGAGUUCCUUUUCGUAAUUCUAAGGAAGAGUUCGUUCGAGUCGACUCAGAGUCGAGUCGAGUCGAGUCGAGUCAAGCUCCCCAGGGAUCAGAUCCGGAUAAGAGUACGCACCCAUUCAUGAUCCGCGUCUCAGUUUCUCACGACCGUUUGAACGCGCUGUAAUAGUUCUUCAAGAGUUCGAGCCCCGUAAUUUGGGGGGUUUGGAAGAUUGAAAAUAAUUGAAAUCACCUUCAAAAUGACCAUUACUUGGAUAAUAUUCAGCCUGGUCGCUGCGGUUAUCCAAGCUACAGCCCACAAAGGUUUCAAAAGCGUUCCGACAACGGUGAAAACCUUCGAAAAUGACACCGUCCUUUUGCCCUGCUAUGUUGAUAACACAGGUACGCCAGCUCGAGUUCGUUGGUGGCGGGAAGGCGUCUUGUUGGCGGAUAGUGGCGAAGCGACUCUUUUACUGCCGGCUAGAAUAAAGAUGUGCGAAAAUAAUAGCCUGGAAGUUUCUUCCGUAAAACCCGAGGACACGGGGGAGUACGUUUGUCAAGCAUCAAGGCCAGCACCUUGGGGUCACGUAACGCAAGUUCACGCCAUUGAAGUCAUGUAUCCACCGAGCGUUCAUCCUGUUCCGGAAUCUGGAGAGUUGGAAGUCGCAAUGGGAGACGAAGUGGACAUGGCUUGCGUCGCCAAGGGCGUCCCGACUCCGAUAAUAUCAUGGAGAUCAAAGGGUGAGGACCUUCUUCUGAUAGACGACAGACCGAGACUUCGUUUUCACGCGGAUAAUCGUGAUCUUUCUGGUCGAUAUACUUGCGUAGCAACCAAUGGAGUUGGUCAACCAGCCAGUGCGACGAUCGACCUUCGCGUGAAACACAAGCCGGAAAUCGAAGUUAAAAAAACUUGGGUACACGCAUCACCUGGAAUACGGGCACAACUUGAUUGCAAGGUCAUCGCAUGGCCAGAUGCUAAGAUCGAAUGGUACUUCAACGACGAAAAAGUUCCAUAUUCUCCUCGGAUCGUGAAACACACGGCUGGAAACGACCACAGUUUGAUAAUCAGAAAUACGAGAACAUCGGACUACGGUUAUUACUUGUGUCGAGCAUCGAAUACUCUCGGAGUUAGCGACGCUGUCGUCGAAUUAUCCGGGGUUGCGAAUCCGGCGAUAUUUAAAAAAGAAUCUCACAGCGUUGGAAAAACCGUUUAUAAUUUUAUAUGGGAGGUCGACAGCUACAGUCCGAUAAUAGAAUAUCAAUUCUGGUUUCGCGAGUUUGUGAGAGGCGGAGCACGCAGCGAAUGGCACAAACUGUUAAUUCCGAGUGGGAGUAACGCGAUCGGUCCCGUACAUGCCAGAUCUUUCAACUUGACCGGCCUCGCUCUGGCAACGCACUACGAAGGUUUGAUACUUUCGAGAAAUCGUUAUGGAUGGAGCAGGCCUUCUCGGCUUUUGCGAUUCUCCACCGAAGGGGCUCCCUCUGAAGAUGACGACGAACUUAUAAGGGUCGAAAUAUCACCUGAACAAAAAAUUAUGCCAGAGGUCGAGAUCGCUUCGAUGUCUCAACAUUCUCAACGCAACGGCGAUGCCAGCGGGGGUUCAUUAUCCACCCCAAAAGUGUGGGGCUUUCUCUUCGUUCUGCCGAUAACAGUGUCGAUAAUAUGCACCCUGAAUAUCGGCCCCGCAUGAUAUUGAAAAAUGGCAAAUCAACCACCGAUUGGCAAAACUGAAUAAUCUGUGAAGACUGAAGGUGAACUAUCGGCUGCCGGUAACUCAAUAGAAUUAUCAUUGUUAUCGAUGGAAGGGUUGCUCAGAAGGGUUGUUUUAUUGUUAGUCGGACUGGUACAUUCCACGUUUUUUUUUCAUACCUCCGGCAGUUAGAACAACAGAGUCCAGUUUUACCGGACUCUUUUUUUUUUAAUUAUUCACAAUGAGCUUACCAGAAAGGCAUAAAAAUAGUUACGAUUGUUUGUGGUUCAUGAUUUUAUCGAGCCGAUAUUUUUUCUGCUUUCGUUGUCCUAGUUGUUUUAUUUCAUUGAAAAAUCCGUACGUCAUCUUCAAGUACUUUGAUGGAUGAAGUUGCUUCUGUGAAUUGCACAAAUCACAAACUGCUCGUCGCGGGUAAAAGUUUAAAAAGUUUUAUUCAUUGAGUGUAAAUAAAAUAUUGUCCGAGCUGGCUAUCGAUCUUUUGUAACUUGUACGCAUUUCAAAAGUUCAUAAUCACACGAUAAUCGUAACGCCUGGUACAAGAAUGUCAGAAUUUCAUUAGUAUCAUUUAGUAUAUAAUAAUUCUGUUGUAAUUGUUUCCACCAUUAUGUCAAUAAUCGACACGAUCCUUCGACCGAUAUAUCCGCCAGCUCGAAUUUAUGUCGAGAAAUUAUCAUAAAUCACGAUAUGAGAUUGAUUCCUUCAGGUUACAUGCAGAUUACCAGAUCGGUAAUUCUGAUACACAAAUAGCGGCCACCAUGGUGCGGAAACGCGAGUAAGAACCGUUGUUUUUACCACCACUAACGAAUGUUUUCUGUUGUGGUAUUUAUAAAUCUAUAGGUAUUUGCACUUCAUCAAUAAAUCAAAUUGGGUACCGUACGUGACUUCAACUGGAAGUUGCCGAAACGAAAAAUUGAAAACACGGUGAAAGUAAGAGGACCAAACGGUGGAGCGUUUUAUUAUUCAAAUGGUGUAAAUAAUUUCAUAGGGGAGCAGACCGAGUGUGCGAUUAUUGGACGAACAUAUUUAGGUUUAAUGUCGAAAAUCACGCAGUUUGGAAUGUGUGGGUAUUACGUCGAAGUAUGGGUAUGCCGAGUUGAAGGAUGACGUUAAUAUUUUCAGGGACAACUCCAACAAAGGUUGAUAUCACGAUAAGAUUAUUAUACCCUCGAUGUGUGAUUAGAAUCAUGAAAGCGUAGCUUUAGAUAGUUGUGCAUAAGUUCAAUCCAUAAACACUAUGUUUUACUAAAGGUCAAUAUUAUAAAGUGGGUAAAACGGUGUGUAUGUCUCACAAUCGUCUGUGAAUUAAACUAGCGAUGAUUUUGGUACCCGCAAUGCAUUCAAAAACGCCGAUUUGGUCCAGGGAAUCCCUGACGCGGGCAUCAAGAGAUACCAAAUAUUUUUGUGACGCGCAAAAUGAAAUAGCUGAAAUUGAAGUCGAAGGUUGAAUAUAUAUGUAUAUACAUUCGAUUUAAUCAUGCGACGUCGAUUGACUAACGGUGUACAACAAUUAUCUCGAUAAUUAUUUUGAAAGCAACUACAUCGUUAGAAUAUAAAUUUCAUGAAACACGUAGGUACAUACGUACAAGCCAAUCUAUAGCAGUGACGCGUGCGACGAUCGUACAUUGUAGAUUCGUAAUUAAUUCAAAGUUAUUAUAACCUUUUAAUGUUACGAUUGUAUACUAAAGAAGUUGAUAAAAGUAUAUCUAGUUGAGAAAAUAAAAGCGUCAAAACUGUAUCAAAA
Messenger RNA from Athalia rosae (coleseed sawfly), 5356 nucleotides. RefSeq names its product limbic system-associated membrane protein-like. Gene Ontology annotation, biological process: synapse organization; homophilic cell-cell adhesion. The record is from RefSeq and is a predicted model, not a curated record. Gene Ontology annotation, cellular component: plasma membrane; axon; neuronal cell body. Gene Ontology annotation, molecular function: protein binding; axon guidance receptor activity. Lineage: Eukaryota; Metazoa; Arthropoda; Insecta; Hymenoptera; Athaliidae. The transcript has 13 exons. Bases 2164 to 3594 code for a protein of 476 amino acids.